Molecule: messenger RNA, 3216 nt
Organism: Rotaria sordida
Lineage: Eukaryota; Metazoa; Rotifera; Eurotatoria; Philodinida; Philodinidae
Source: the annotation of a GenBank genome assembly
AUGGACAAUGAAUCAAACCAAUUUCAUGAUUUUACUAAAUCUAAUAUUCUUGUUAAUGAUGAUGUUGUACAAUCAUUUUCAUCAGCAACACAUAUUGAAACAUUUCACUCAAAUAAUAUAAUUCAGAAUGAUCAAUCAAUAGAUAUAGAUACUAAUAUAAUAAAAAAUAUAUCUAAUAAUGAUAUUGAAAUAAAACAAAUUGAGAGUAAUCAUCAAGUACAAGAAUAUACAUUUCAUAGUGAUAUAAAUCAAGAAAAAAUUCUUAUUGAUCAACAAAAUUUUUUCAUUGAAGAUCUUAUAAUAAAUAAAAAAUCUUUUGAUAUCAAUGAAUUUGAUUUAAUAAUUAAAAAUUUAAAUAAAAAAUUAAAAUAUUUAGAAUUAGAAUGUGAACGAACUCAACAAAUAACAAUACAUUUUCAAAAUCAAUUGAUUGCUAUAAAAAGUAUUGGUGAAAAAUUAAGUCUAUUUUGUAAUACUUGUCGAUCUCUCAUCAUUUUGGCAAUGAAUAUUCGUCAAAAUACAAAUAUUUUUACUUAUCAUGAAUUUGAAAUGUUAAUAUUGUAUGCACCAGAUUCAAAUUUAAUCACAACAAAUAUUGAUCAACAAUUAUCAAUAUUCGAUGAAAAUCUAAUAGAUAAUUAUAAACAUCGAUUAGAAUUUUCACGUUUAAUAAUGAAUUUAUUUAAACAAGCAACUAAAUUUCGACUUAAAAUAGCAACAUUAAAUGAUGUUUUAAUAAAAUCAGUUUUAUCUAAAAAUGAAUGUUUUAAUGAAAUCGAACAAUCAUUACGUUUACCAUCAAAUAUAUUUAAUAAAAAUCCUCUAUAUGAAAUAUUUCUUUAUGAAAUAACAACAACAACAAUUAAACAAGAUGUUUAUAUUCGUUGUAUUCGUGGACAAUUAAUACAAAAUGAUAUACAUAUUAUAUGUACAGAAAAUUCAAAACAUUUACUAUCACAAAUUAAUUAUAAUGCAAGUGAAAAAUAUUCACAUAUAUUUGAUAUUGAAUUUAAACGAGCAAUUACUUCUAUUGAUCAAUUAACAAUAGCAUUACCUUGUUUUUCUAUACCUUAUAAACUAAAAUCAACAAAUUCAUCACCUCGAUCAGAACAAUCACAACAACAAAUUUAUAUUCGAUGCAAACGUAUCAUGGAUCCAUUAAUUUAUAUUCCAGCAAUUAUAGAAACAUAUAAUGAUGUUUCUUAUGCUGUUUUUCGUAUUACACAAACAUUAAGUCCCAUUUCUGUAGAAGCUGUUCUUUUCUAUCCAUUCGAAAUUUUACAAGUUGUACAUGAUAAUUCAUGUUCUGUAUAUACAAGUGAACAUUCAUCAAUAUUUCGAAUUGAAACACCUAAAAAUUAUUUUAUUCGUCCACCACGAGUUCGUAUUAUACCGUUUAAUAAUGAAUUAAUUCGAUGUAUGACUGUUCUAAAAAGUGAAGAUCAAUUAUUAGCUUCUUCGGAUUUAAUUGAAUUUGAAUGGUAUAAAGAAAUAAAAAUAGAAGGAAUUAUAUCCAUAACUAUUCCAUUAACUCAAUAUUUUAAUUUAUUCAAUGAAAUUGAUGAUGAUCUACAAAAACGACGACGAAAAGCUCAACAAAAAAUUUUUAUACAACGUAAAAAAUUCGAACAAGAAAAAUAUGAUGAAGCUGGUGGUUCAUUAGCUACUACUCCAACAUCAAGUAAUAAGUUAGCAUCACCAACAAUUAUGUCACAUUUACCAAGUAUAGCAGCUGUUAUUGAACAAGUUAAAACAGAUAAUCAAGAUCAUCUUAUUAAACCAAGAUUUAAUAUUAAUCGUGAUGAUAAUUCACAAUUGAUAUCAUCAAAAAAAUCACUAUUCAAUUGGAAAUUAGAUGGAUUUCAAAAUGAAAAUGCUUCAAUUAUAUUACUUGGUUAUAAAAAUCGAAAAUGGAAAAAUUGUAAUAAUUUUGCUACGAUUACACGAACAAUUGAUAAAGAUAUUUAUAUAAUUACUUUAACAACAUUACUUGAUCGAAUUAUUCUUAUUCGUUGUUGGCCAGAAUCGAAUAAUGAAGGAAAAUUUGAUAAAUUAGCAGAAAAUCUUUGGUCAUUGACAUCAGCUAAAUUAUUUUCUUGUGUUUUAGCACGAGAUCCAUCAUAUGUUAAUUCAUUUGGUCAUUAUGCUCUUAUGAUUGUACCAGUACAAGCACAACGAUUAGCCGAAGAAACUCUUUACAAACGAAAUUAUACAGAAUAUAUAUUUGAUGAACAAUUUAUCUCUGAUAAUAAUAUUAAAACACAAUUAUCAAAAAUAAAUCAAUAUCAAUCACAUCAUACAUUAUCAAUUAGAUCUUCAUUGCCUAGUAUUACAAAAUAUGUUCAAUUUUGUCUAUCCGAAGGAACUUAUGUAAGAAUUAUACCCAUGGGUAAUAUUGAUGUACAUGAAAAAGUUAAUUUAAGUUUUCGAUUACAUGCACGAUAUCCUGUUGUUAUUGAAUUUGAUAUUUAUCCAAUUGAUAUUUAUCGUCAAAAGACUGAUGAUGAUUUUAUUGGAACACUUAAUAUCUAUGAAAUAAAUGCACAUAGUAUCACUAUUGGAUCGACGAGUAGUACACAUACAGCGACUGCUGUUUCCUCGAGAACAUCGUCUGGUUCAAAAGAUUUUGAAAUCUUUGAUGGUUUACCAAAUAAUUCAUCUCCACGAAUGUCUGUCAGUGGACCUGAAACCAUAAGUAAUACUGGUGGUGGUGGUGGUGGUGUUGGUCGAUCCGGUUUUGAACGAUUGACAACUCAUAAUCUUGAUGAAAGAAAUAUUGUGUGUGCAAUUCGUAUUCGUCUGCCUAAAGCUGCUUUUCAGUUACCACCUACACAGUCAAAUAUGAUACCAGGAAUCAUGGAAGCAUUAACGGAGGAUAAACGUGAGCUUGCCGAAGCUCUCAAUAUACAUCCAUCUUUGAUGAAUCCACUUGUAAUUUCUCUAACAUCACAAAAACAGCAACGACAUAUGUAUUCUCAAUCAAAUACAUUUUUAUAUGAAAAUUCCAAAAUGAAUUUAUUGAGAGACCAUAACACGAAAUUAGAACAGACAAAACUUGAAAAUGAAACAUUAUUAAAAUGGUUAAAACGACAAAAUGCAUUUAAGAUAAAUCAAACUAUAGACAAUAUUAUUUCAGCAUUGAUACAUAUUGGUCGUGUUGAUUUAGCUUAUAUGUUCAAAAUUGACAAUUUAAGAUAUAAAUGCCAAAGUUUGUAA